Molecule: messenger RNA, 1977 nt
Organism: Diaporthe citri
Lineage: Eukaryota; Fungi; Ascomycota; Sordariomycetes; Diaporthales; Diaporthaceae
Exons: 5
Coding region: 1-1977 (658 amino acids)
Biological process (GO): anaphase-promoting complex-dependent catabolic process; positive regulation of ubiquitin protein ligase activity; positive regulation of anaphase-promoting complex-dependent catabolic process
Cellular component (GO): anaphase-promoting complex
Molecular function (GO): protein binding; ubiquitin ligase activator activity; anaphase-promoting complex binding
Source: RefSeq, a predicted model, not a curated record
AUGUCUCUGGACGUCAAUGAUCUCAAUUCACACAUUGUGACAACUGAUCAUGAUGGGAGACAGUUCACCAUCCUUUUCGCUAUGGGUAGACAGGAGGAAUACGACGACAUAUUUGAAGAUUUUGACGCCCAUGUUGAUUUCAUGAGAGGCUUCGUGAAGGCCUGGAAUCGGGGAGACCCUGACAUUAACGGCAAUCCUCCAAAUCCCUCAUUAAAACCGUUGGACUACCUUCAGGUCAUGGGUUCUCAUCAUCAGUCCUCAUUUACUCCCAAUGAAAGAGAACAUAUCACCGUUGCCGUGUCCACAACCGCAUUGUUCACCAAGGAGCCUCCCGAAACCAGGGCCACCAUUCACAUAUAUUCGGCACAAGAUGAUACUCAAAACGGCUACGAAUCGUAUUGGUUCAAAGAUCCUAAAAAGAAGAGAAAACACAAUCCAGGGUCUACGAUGAGAAUGGCCGUUCAGAGAUGCAUGGCGAAGCAAGCGCCUCCACAAGCGUGGCUUGACAAUCAAAAACAGAAGUCUCAGGGCGCACAGCCUUCGCAGGAAGAGCCACCAAGUUCUGGUUUCGGAAACGCUGGACAAACAACCUCAAGCCAUCCAGUAGGGAAAUUGCAGGACGGAACACCAGUUGACCGCAAGGUCAAGCCACGCGGCGUCAGGGCUGAAGAUGUGAGCAACAGCGUCUGGUCUGUUGGAGGGGUGGCUCCUAACCACGGGGCUGUUGAUGACGGCCGCGGUGGUCUCGUACAAAGCGGCACAAACGCUCCUAUGUUCAACACCCUGUUCCCACCAUCCAAGCCAAAGGCUCAAGAAGACGUCGAGAAGCACGAGGCUCGCCUCGCGUCCGCUUUUGAUAUCGACUGGUCGUCGAGAAUCCUCGGCUUUGACAACUUGUCCGUUCGAUUGGGGAAGCAGCACAAGAAAUCCGACCCAGUCUUGAAAAAGAAGACACACUGGGAAGGCACCCAACUGAUCAAAGAUGACCCGGCCGAUAGCAAAACAUCCAAAACAAGACAUGAGAUGCGAACACUCCCGGUGGCCCCAUUCAAGGUUCUCGACGCCCCGAGCCUGAGGGAUGAUUACUACUGUUCAAUCUUGGCUUUCUCUCCUGUCUGCCAGACUUUAGCUAUAUGCGGGCUCUCAUGGUCUCCCAGCGGUGACCUGUUUGCGACUGGGGGCAAUGACAACAUGUGCUUUCUGUUUGAGACGGAGAAGGUCACGACGUUCCGAGAGGAGAGCGACCCCGAUCAAGAUAUGAGUAGGUUCUUCGCUGCUUUCCGCGAGCCAAUUCCGCCUCAGGGAUUCAACCUCAGACGAUUCCUGAACAGUAUGGCCCCCGGGGCAGGCUCGUCAGCGUCAUCGUCGUUGCCAUCGCCUCGAGACGCAUCGUCGAGCCAGCGUCAGAUCUCGAACUCUUCGGCCAGCAGCGCCGGCAGCCGCCUGACAGCGAUGGAUUCUAUUGACGACCGCAUCUCAAGCACACCCGCGCCUUCGCUCUUCGCGAGUUUCUUCCGCCCCAACACAACCACGCGCUUCUGGGAUCUAAAUCGCCUCGUCGCCGAGCGUGUCCAACCGCGCUAUCCACCGUCACUGCCAAACAAUGUCCCCGCAGCCUCUGAGCACUUCCGCAACCCAAUCUCCGACACUUCAGGGGAACCACGCAACGUCGAGGAGCGACAUGCAAAACAUCGCUGGGAGCACACUGCGGCCGUGAAAGCCAUUGCAUUUUGUCCUUGGCGUGACGGCCUCGUCGCCACUGGUGGCGGCUCCCACGACAAGUGCAUUCACUUCUUCCACACGACGUCAGGAGUUGCGCUCGCAACCAUUGCUGUACAUGCGCAGGUCACCAGCCUGAUCUGGUCAACCACACGGAGAGAAAUCGCCGCCACAUUCGGUUACGCACAGCCAGAGCAUCCGUACAGAAUUGCCGUCUUCUCGUGGCCUGAAUGCCGGCAGGUCGCGGCGAUACCCUAG